GACACCAUCAGCUGCGCCGAAUUUCCUUUCGAUCGCGGCCCAUCAGCAGCACCAGCAGGGCAGCAGCUGCCUCGACGUCGGCCGAUCAUUCGCUCCCUCGAGUGUCGUCGCGUGUUGAGUGCAGCGUGUCUGACGUCAGGCAGCAGCAGCAGGGCGAGGAGGAAGACCUCGAGGGUCGACGACGACGACGACGAAUUGCCCGAAGACCAGGCUUGCGCAGAGCAGCGGCAGCAGCGGUCAUGGCAAGUAGCGUAGGAACUGCUCCCGGCGGUGCUGCUGCAAUGACGACACCAGGCCAGCUGAAAAUGUCGUCCAAGUUGCUGAGGCAGCGGGCUCAGGAGUUCCUGGCUUCGCGCAAGCACGCCAACAAUCUCGUCGACAUCAUCGGCAUGUGGGAGGGCCACACGCUCGCCUGCAUACUCACGAUGGAGACCAUCUUCGGGGAGCUGCUCAAACGCGGGGAUAUGUACGUUGAGCGUACGAUAUCCCUCACGAUUUCAGAACCUACAGCUGAAAUGAGGUACACUAAUUGGCUGCGAAAUUGUUACGAAGAGAUCUGGGUAAAAAUAUUAAAUUCCAUGGAAGAUCCUCGUCCAGCCAUACAAACACAAGCUCUAACAACUGCCAUUAAGUUAAUGGCAGCAGAAGGAAGGACUCCCUUGGAGCCAGUAGAGAAUGUAGAAUAUUACUUUCCUUUGCAUCGUCUAAAGUUAAUCAUUAUGAAACUCUUGUCGCCAGAGAAAGAAAACUUUUCUCUCAUUGCAAGAUUCCAAGAAAUCUCUAGUUAUUUGGAUGCACUCUUUUUCACCUGGAAGUGUCUUCCAGCUCUCACUCCCAAAAGACAACCGCAACAUGUAUAUAUUAGGAAUUUAUUAGAAUUUGUGCACAAGUUGCCUCUGCCAGAAGAAAAUAAUAGCCAAAAUGGAAACAGUAAUAAUCCAGAAUUACUGUGUGGACCACAACAAGCUGCCGGAGGAUUCAAAUGUGAUUACGCUAGUGCUAAAAAAGCUUUAAACAAAGUUUGGUCUUGCAUAAUGCAUUGGGAACUAACACCACAAAUACAUAAACAAUUGCUUAUUGUUCUUUUGGAGAGAGUGAUGCCACACUUGGAAAAGCCAGUAUUAAUGACAGAUUUUUUAAUGGACUCUCUGGAUGCAGAUGGUCCCAUAGGUUUACUAGCACUUCAAGGAGUUUUUGUAUUAGUCACUAAACACAAUUUAGAAUAUCCAAAUAUUUUCACCAAGCUGUAUUCCAUGUUUGAACCAGAAAUAUUUCAUACUAAAUACAAGGCUCGUUUGUUCUACCUCUCAGAUCUAUUCCUCAGUUCAACACAUUUGCCAGAAGCUCUCGUAGCCGCAUUUGCCAAGCGACUAUCUCGGUUGACCCUGGUUGCCCCGCCUGAGGACAUUCUUAUAAUCCUGCUGUUUAUUGGGAACCUUCUGCUUCGGCACCCGGGUCUCAAACGCCUUAUUGAUCAUCCCCAGAACCAUCAGCUCAUCUCUAAGGAGGAGACGGGCGCGGGUGAUCCCUUCCUCAUGGAGGAGCGCGAUCCGCUCCAGAGCAAUGCGUUGCUCAGUAGCCUCUGGGAGAUCAAAGCCCUCCAGUGCCAUAUACUGCCCAGCGUUGCGACAGCUGCGAGGUUCAUCCGUGACCCCCUGCCUUCGGUCGAGUACGACAUGGCCUCGGCUCUCGAACGCACCGGUGGUCACUCAUUCGAUCGUGAAAUCAAGAACAAGGUCAAGGACAUCAUGCUCACCUUCGAAAGACCCAGCUCGAUGGCUUUGCCUAAGGGCGAACGUAUUCUACAGUACUGGCAACUCACUACAAUGCAUUAAUCCUGGGACUUGCACGCUGGGCGAAUGUCACCUCGCCCGGGAAAUCUUUCUGACGUUUCCGUCGGUGCGUAUAGUUAGCGAAACGUGAUAUUUAUCAAUAAGUUUACUUUUGUUUUAUUAAAAUACAUGGAACUCGCGCUUGUUUUUAAAUAAAAUCUGUGUAAAGCCGAAAUUGCCAUAUGGUGCCUUGGUUAUCUAUGGUUUUUUUCUAUUAUAUGAAUGAAUUUUUUAAUUCAUUAACUUAUGUAUGAGUUAAACAUUUUUUUUAAUGUUGGUACACUGUGUGUAUUCUGGUGCAAGUUGAGUCAGUAAUGCUAGAUUCAAACCAUGUAUGCAGAGCCAUGUGAUAAAGGUUUUUAAUUCUGUUCAGUUUCACUUUAAAAGCUUAAGUUAGAAAACAUUGCAUUAAAAGCAAGUAAAGUUGUGAGAUAAAUAUUGCCUUUCAUAACUGUAUACCGCGGAAAAUUAAACUUUCAAAUAUGCAAGUUCCCUGUUUGUGAAAGUUAACACACAAGUUUUUCGUGUAUGGUAUUGUCAAAUAUGUUACGCCAUUAGUGCAAUAAGAGCAUAGAUGAAAAAAAAUCAAAUAUAUCCUUGACUUGAGAAAGACUUAAUAAACAAAAACAUUUUCUUGGAGUAUUUCUUUGCUGCAGAUUAAUACAUCUGCUUAUGUACGUUAAGCGUAUUGUUAUACUACACUGUGUAAUCCAUAAUCGUUGAUGCCAGUUUAUCCUUGAUGUAGUAAUUUAAUUUUUGUUUAUAUGUACCUGGAUAAUGUAAUGGAUAACAGAGAAAAGAGUUAAAAAUUAAUUUUUUUCUUAAUGUUAUAUUCUUCAUUAUAACACUACGUUAUACUCGUUUUCCCAAUGACAAGCUUUAAAUAAAACAAAAAAGAAAAAACUGUUUUAUCAAAAGCCGAUGAUAAAGUUCGUUGUUGGAAAAAAAGAAAAAACGAGGAUGAAAAAUUCUGGUAAAAACAAUGACGACGCUUUUAAUAUUUGAAUAAAAUAUUGACUUGAGCAGUUAGUGAAUAACACUAA
Molecule: messenger RNA, 2875 nt
Organism: Nasonia vitripennis (jewel wasp)
Lineage: Eukaryota; Metazoa; Arthropoda; Insecta; Hymenoptera; Pteromalidae
Product: nucleolar complex protein 4 homolog B
Exons: 6
Coding region: 240-1835 (531 amino acids)
Biological process (GO): ribosome biogenesis
Cellular component (GO): small-subunit processome; nucleolus; Noc4p-Nop14p complex
Source: RefSeq, a predicted model, not a curated record